Molecule: messenger RNA, 1246 nt
Organism: Rhineura floridana
Lineage: Eukaryota; Metazoa; Chordata; Lepidosauria; Squamata; Rhineuridae
Gene: SFTPB
Product: surfactant protein B
Exons: 10
Coding region: 56-1129 (357 amino acids)
Biological process (GO): sphingolipid metabolic process
Cellular component (GO): lysosome
Source: RefSeq, a predicted model, not a curated record
GAUCUAUGUUCAAGAUGAAUGCUCCGAGGGUGCUACCUACUGGUGCAAGAACAUAAUGACAGCCAUCCAGUGUGGUGCCUGGGAACAUUGCAUGCAAGCUGGAUGGAACCAUGCCAACAAUGAAGACAUAUGUGCAGACUGCAAAGAGGUUGUCACUAUCCUCAUUCGCAUAGCCAAGGAGUCGACCUUAAAGACGUGCAUCCAGAAGUACUUGGAUGAUGAAUGUGACACCAUCCCGCUGCAGACCUUGAUCCCAAGCUGCCAGGAGCUGGUGGAUACCUUAUAUUCCCGAUUCAUCACUGCCCUGGAAGAACAGAUUAACCCCAGCACUGUGUGUGCAAAGCUCAGCCUCUGCCAGUCUGAUUCAUUGGAGACCAAGGACAUCUUUCACAUGCUGGUUCCAGAGAUGGAACAGCAACUUCAGCUGCUGCGAAGCAAAGGCUUUAUCCUUCCCAACAGCCAUACCCAGGAUAACCCCAAGGAGGAGCUGCCCAUCCCUUUGCCUCUUUGUUGGCUGUGCAGAUCCUUUAUAGGCCGGGCUGAAUCCUACAUCCCCAAGGCUGCCAUUGGCCAAGCCUUGUCCCAACUCUGCCUCGUUAUGCCAAGUGCUGUCGCUGGAAUGUGCCAGUGCCUGGUGGAAAGAUAUACUGUGAUCAUCGUGGACAUGAUUUUGGGCAAGCUGGGGCCAAGCUUGAUCUGUGGGAUAAUGUUCAGCUGUGCCACAGAGGAAAACUGUGACCCAGAGAUCCCUCGGGUGCCGCUCUCUGCCCCAGUUGCCAACUGCCAGGCCUGCCUCACUCUCAUCACCCAAGCAAAGGCAACCCUCAAGGCAAACAGCAGCAAGACUGAAAUGGAGGCAGCUGUGCUGGCUGCCUGCAGCAGCACUUUCUCAAGCUGGGAAGAGUGCAAACGCUUCAUCUACCAGCACCAGCCGAAGUUGUUCACGCUGCUUACAAAGCCUUGGAAUGCCCAGAGCACAUGCCAGGAACUAGAAGCCUGCGUGGCUGAAGAAAACCCUUUUCCAGGAACCACCGCCUGUGCCCAGGGCCCCACUUAUUGGUGCUCCAGCCCGAGAGCUGCUGAGCAAUGCAAGGCUGUGCAGCACUGCCAGAACCAUGUGUGGCUGUAGCCAAAGAAUGGGGACUCCCAGCAGCCUACAGCAAAUGGGGGUCGCAGUCCUGUCCCAUUCACCCCAAUUGUCUGGAUUCUUCUGUGAUGACUGAUCAUUGUGGUGGGGAGGAAGGGG